This is a messenger RNA of Histoplasma capsulatum G186AR, 1901 nucleotides long. RefSeq lists its product as uncharacterized. The transcript is spliced from 2 exons. Gene Ontology annotation, cellular component: cell cortex. Gene Ontology annotation, biological process: regulation of actin cytoskeleton organization; regulation of GTPase activity. Lineage: Eukaryota; Fungi; Ascomycota; Eurotiomycetes; Onygenales; Ajellomycetaceae. Bases 25 to 1881 code for a protein of 618 amino acids. Gene Ontology annotation, molecular function: protein binding; GTPase activator activity. The record is from RefSeq and is a predicted model, not a curated record.
GCCCAUCUAUGUCGCCUGGUGACAAUGGCCGAAAUCGAUUCCCUGCUUCAGACAGUCAUGUUCACCAUCUACGGCAACCAAUAUGAAAGUCGAGAGGAGCACCUGCUACUAACUAUGUUCCAAUCCGUUCUAACUUACCAAUUCGAUAAUACCCCAGAAUACUCUUCCCUUUUGCGCCAAAAUACUCCCGUUUCCCGCAUGAUGACUACUUACACCAGGCGAGGCCCGGGGCAGGCUUAUUUGAAGCAGGUCUUGGCUGACCAGAUCAAUUCCCUCAUCGAGCUAAAUGAUGUCGAUUUGGAAAUCAAUCCGUUAAAAGUAUAUGAGGCUAUGGUGCAGCAAAUCGAAGCCUCCACUGGAUCUCUCCCGCCUUAUUUGCCGAAAUCGGUCACGGCAGAGGUAGCUGCGGAAAAUGAACAAGUUCAACAGAUCAUUGCGCCACGGCUGAAGACGCUGACAGACAUUGCGAAUGCAUUCCUAGAAACAAUCAUCGACGGCCUUGAGGAAACUCCCUAUGGCAUUCGAUGGAUCUGCAAACAGAUCCGAAGUCUCUCAAGGCGAAAAUACCCUGAUGCUCAGGACCAGACCAUUUGUACGCUUAUUGGCGGGUUUUUCUUUUUGCGAUUCAUCAAUCCUGCCAUCGUUACCCCUCGAUCCUACAUGCUCAUUGAGGCAACUCCAUCCGACAAACCCCGCCGCACCCUUACCCUGGUCGCGAAGAUGCUGCAAAACCUUGCGAACAAGCCAUCGUAUGCCAAGGAGCCUUAUAUGUCCAAGCUCCAGCCAUUCGUCCAUGAUAAUAAGGAGCGUGUGAACAAGUUCCUCCUGGACCUUUGCGAAGUUCAAGACUUCUACGAGAGUUUGGAAAUGGAUAACUAUGUUGCGUUAUCGAAACGAGAUUUAGAGCUCCAGAUUACGCUGAACGAAGUCUACGCUACACAUGCACUUCUCGACAAGCAUUGUUCCGCUCUGGCUGUGCAGGACCAGCAUUCCCACCUCGGCCAUUUGCUGCAGGAACUUGGCCCUGCCCCACCGCAGCUACCCCGCAAGGAAAACCGAACAAUCAAUCUCCCCCUAUUUAGCAAAUGGGAGACCGCCAUUGAUGACUUGACCUCCGCGCUCGACAUUACUCAAGAGGAAGUUUAUUUCAUGGAAGCUAAGUCCACCUUUGUCCAGAUCAUGCGCUCUCUGCCACAUAACACAUCCGUAACGCGACGACCUCUCCGACUCGACCGGAUAGCUGAGGCAGCCGCCACGCUGAAGAACGAUGCCGUCAUGGUUAGGAAGGGAAUACGCACCAUGGAGCUAUUAAGCCAGCUGCAGGAGCUGGGAGUCAUCGAUCGGUCGGACGAUUUCAGCCUGCUGCGCGAUGAGGUGGAACAGGAGCUUGUGCAUCUGGGUUCCCUGAAAGAGAAAGUCAUUGAAGAAACUCGAAAACUGGAUGAAGUAUUCCGCACCAUUCGCGACCAUAAUGCCUACCUCGUCGGCCAACUAGAGACAUACAAGUCAUACCUACAUAACGUGCGCAGCCAGUCCGAGGGCAAGCAGCGGAAACAGCAGAAACACCAGGAACUGGGUCCGUAUAAGUUUACCCAUCAACAGCUGGAGAAGGAAGGGGUGAUUCGCAAGAGUAACGUUCCAGAAAAUCGGCGGGCGAAUAUUUACUUUAUGUUUAAGAGUCCAUUGCCGGGGACGUUUGUGAUUAGUUUGCAUUAUAAAGGUCGUGCGCGAGGUCUUCUAGAACUAGAUCUGAAACUCGACGAUCUUCUGGAAAUGCAGAAGGAUAACCAGGAAGACCUCGAUCUGGAAUACGUCCAGUUCAACGUUUCCAGGGUGCUUUCGUUGCUGAACAAACGGUUUGCGCGGAAGAAGGGGUGGUAAGACGACAGAAGACAGAAGGA